Molecule: messenger RNA, 1969 nt
Organism: Sarcophilus harrisii (Tasmanian devil)
Lineage: Eukaryota; Metazoa; Chordata; Mammalia; Dasyuromorphia; Dasyuridae
Gene: ALG3
Product: ALG3 alpha-1,3- mannosyltransferase
Exons: 9
Coding region: 540-1868 (442 amino acids)
Cellular component (GO): endoplasmic reticulum
Molecular function (GO): dol-P-Man:Man(5)GlcNAc(2)-PP-Dol alpha-1,3-mannosyltransferase activity
Source: RefSeq, a predicted model, not a curated record
CCCUUCCCAAUCCCGGGGAUACACAAUAGCAGCAGCACCUCCCGGGCCUUCGGAGCCUGGCAAGCCGAAGAUACCGAGUCUGGAACCCCCAGCCAUGGAAACCUCAGCUCUCGAGGAGUUUGCUUUCUCCGAAGAGAAACGCCACGCGGCCGGGGGCCCCGAGGAGACCUUCGCCCAGCGGGGACCGGUCAGGACGGACGCGCUAGCUAGCUACUUCAUAGAGGGGACUCUGCAGGUCGCUUUUGUGCAAGGACCGGUUUUCUUUUUUAAAUAAAUGGGCACCGCAGGCUCCAAGGUCACACAGCCUGCCCAGGCGGGCAGAGCCCGACCUUGAAUCCCGAUCUCCCCCCGCUCCCCCGGGCGAGCAGCUGCAGCUCGGGGGACCCGCCUCCCAGCAGCCGGGCUAAGGCUCGGGGGGCGGGGCUAGGUCCCUGGCGGCGCAGGCGCAGGCGCCGGCUCAAGGGGCGCUGGAACCUGGAAGCGACGGGCUCUGGUUUCCGGCAGCAAGGGAGGACUCGUUGAGGCGGCGCGCCGGGAAGAUGGCGGCGGGGCUGCGGAAGCGGGGCCCGGCCGGGGCCGGCGCGCGCUGGGGGCUGGGCCUGGGGCCGGCGCCGCUGAAGCGAGCGUGGCAGGAGCGGUGGCUGCUGCUGCUGGAGCCGCGCUACACGCCGCUCGUGGCCGCCUGCCUCUGCCUGGCGGAGGUGGGCAUCAACCACUGGGUCAUACGCAGGGUGGCCUACACAGAGAUUGACUGGAAGGCCUACAUGGCCGAGGUGGAGGGAGUCAUCAAUGGCACCUACGACUACACCCAGCUCCGAGGAGACACGGGGCCCCUCGUCUACCCUGCAGGCUUUGUGUACAUCUUCAUGGGGCUGUACUAUGCCACGAGCCGUGGAACCAACAUCCGCCUGGCCCAGCACAUCUUCCUGGGCCUCUACCUCGCCACCCUGCUGCUAGUGUUCCGGAUCUACAGCCGGACCCGGAGGGUGCCUCCUUUUGUUUUCUUCUUCAUGUGCUGUGCCUCCUAUCGGGUCCACUCCAUCUUCGUGCUGCGCCUCUUCAACGACCCAGUGGCCAUGGCGCUGCUCUUCCUCAGCAUUAACCUCCUGCUGUCCCAGCGCUGGGGCUGGGCCUGUGGCUGUUUCAGCCUGGCCGUGUCAGUGAAGAUGAAUGUGCUGCUCUUCGCCCCGGGCCUCCUCUUCCUCCUCCUCUCUCGGUUCGGCCUCCGUGGGGCCCUUCCCAAAUUGGGCAUCUGUGCCCUCCUGCAGGUGGUGCUGGGCUUGCCCUUCCUGCUGGAGAACCCGGCUGGCUACCUGUCCCGUUCUUUUGACCUGGGCCGGCAGUUCCUCUUCCGCUGGACGGUGAACUGGAGAUUCCUGCCUGAGGCGCUCUUCCUGAAUCGGGCCUUCCACCUGGCGCUGUUGGCCACCCACCUGGGGCUGCUGGCGCUAUUUGCCUUCCGCAGGUGGCCCAGGUCCGGAGACAGCAUCCUGUCCCUCCUGAAAGAGCCCUCAAAGAGGAAAGGCCCCACCCAGCCGCUCACUGCCAAUCAGAUAGUGUCCGUGCUCUUUACCUCCAACUUCAUCGGCAUCUGCUUCAGCCGCUCCCUCCACUACCAGUUCUACGUCUGGUACUUCCACACGCUGCCCUACCUCCUGUGGGCGACACCCUGCCGCUGGCUCACACACCUGCUCAGGUUACUGGUGCUCGGCCUCAUCGAGCUGUCCUGGAACACCUACCCCUCCACGUCCUGUAGCUCCAUGGCCCUGCACCUCUGCCACGCUGUUAUUCUGCUGCAGCUGUGGGUGGGCUCCAAGGCCCCGGCCGAGGGCUCCCAGCCCCUCCAGCCCAGCCAGAAGGACUCCUGAGCGGCUGCCACCCAAGCUUCCCUGGCCUCGGACCUGGGGGUGCUGACAGACUCUGGUCCUUGUAGAGCUACCUCCCCAAUAAACCUGGCUGAGCCCAGCCC